AUGGCAGUCACCUUCUUUGCUCCAUUUAUAUGUGUUCUUGUUCUGCAAUCCUUCUUCUUAAAGAUCAACUCAAGCCCAUAUGGUUCCGAUGUGCCAAAAGGCGAUAAGGAUUUGUUAGAGUUCCCGUUGAAUCUGGAGUACUUGGAGGCUGAGUUUUUCUUGUAUGGCUCAUUAGGGUAUGGGUUGGACAAGGUUGCUCCCCAGUUGACCUUGGGAGGCCCUGCUCCUAUUGGUGCCAAAAAGGCCAAUCUUGAUCCCAUUACAAGAGAUAUUAUAGAGCAAUUUGCAUGGCAAGAAGUUGGACACCUAAGGGCAAUUAAGUCGACUGUCAAAGGAUUUCCAAGGCCACAAUUGGAUUUGAGUGCAAGGUCAUUUGCCAAGGUGAUUAAUAGUGCAUUUGGGAAGAACUUACAGCCUCCUUUUGACCCCUAUGCCAAUAGCAUCAACUACCUUAUUACAUCAUAUGCAAUUCCUUAUGUUGGACUUACUGGAUAUGUGGGAGCAAGUCCCAGACUCCAAGGUGCUACUUCAAAAAGGGUAAGCCCCUAA
Molecule: messenger RNA, 549 nt
Organism: Carica papaya (papaya)
Lineage: Eukaryota; Viridiplantae; Streptophyta; Magnoliopsida; Brassicales; Caricaceae
Source: RefSeq, a predicted model, not a curated record